Molecule: messenger RNA, 208 nt
Organism: Funneliformis caledonium
Lineage: Eukaryota; Fungi; Glomeromycota; Glomeromycetes; Glomerales; Glomeraceae
Source: the annotation of a GenBank genome assembly
AUGUAUGCUGUAAAAGGAGGUUCUGUAUCAUUGAUUAUAUCAAGAAUUUCUAAGACACAUGUGAAGUCUGAAACUGAGCAUGAUGUUAAGCCAACAUUAUCCAAAUUGUUCAAGAGAAUAAGAGUUAAUUUGAGCUUAUCAGAUAUUUGGAGAAACUCUCCAAUAGAUGUUUCAGAUAUUUGGAGAAACUUUCCAAUAGAUGUUGAUG